Nestor notabilis (Kea) is the source of this 1832-nucleotide messenger RNA. It is a transcript of the gene MROH1, whose product is annotated as maestro heat-like repeat family member 1. The record is from RefSeq and is a predicted model, not a curated record. The annotation marks the transcript as partial. NCBI's taxonomy places the organism in Eukaryota, Metazoa, Chordata, Aves, Psittaciformes, Psittacidae. Gene Ontology annotation, cellular component: cytoplasm. The transcript is spliced from 17 exons.
GGGGCGGCCGCCCUGCGCCUGCUCCACGUGCUGCACGGCAGCGUCCACCCCGUGCUGGCCCCGCUCUGGAGCAAGAGGGUCCCCCUCCUGGUGGAGCAUAUUGAAGAGAACACGGAGCAAUCCCUGUCCCAGAAGGAAUGGGAGGAGAAGCUGCUGCUGGUAAGGUCCCCGUGCUGGGCGGCCGUUGCUGACAGUGCCUGGAUUGGCCAUUUUGUGAUGGAAAUGUGCCGGCAGCUCAGCAGCUACAACGGCUUCCCCAUGGAGAAGAACUUCCUGUACAAAUGCAUUGGGACGACACUUGGGGCCUGCAGCAGCAAAGACCUUGUGCAAAAGCAGCUCCAGGAGCUCCUGGAAACAGCCAGAUACCACGAGGAGGCAGAAAGGGAGGGACUUGCCUCCUGCUUUGGGAUCUGUGCCAUAAACCACAUGGAGGAGACCUUGGCCAAGCUGGAGGAGUUUGUCAGGUCUGAUGUCUUCAAGAAAUCCGUGGGGCUCUUCAGUAUCUUCAAGGACCGUAGUGACAAUGAAGUGGAGAAGAUCAAGAGCACCCUCAUCCUGUGCUAUGGGUACGUGGCUGUCUACGCACCCAAGGAGCUGGUGCUCUCCAGGAUCGAAGCAGACAUCCUGAAGAACAUCUUCCAGUACUUUAACACCAAGGUUCUGGGAAUAAAAGUAGAAACCAAGGACCUGACGCUGAAGCUCUGCCUCAUCCGGAGCAUCUGCAUGAUCAGCCAGGCCAUCUGCAACGGGGGCAAGUGUGGGGACUUCAGCUUCUCCCGCAAGGCCGAGCUCGUGGCCCAGAUGGUGGAGUUCAUGAAGGCAGAGCCUCAGGACACGAUGCGGACGCCAGUUCGCCAACGGGCCAUGAUCACCUGCACUUACCUGGUCAUCCUGGAGCCCCACCUGAGUGACCCUGACCGGACAGAGCUCAUUGACACUUGCCUGGCUGGCGUGCUUGCGCUCCCACCGCUGGAGCUGGCCAGGGACAGGGAAGAGAAUGGCACCGAUGCCAUUCCCAAGGAGGUACUGUAUGGUGACACCAUGAGUGCCCUCAAAGACCUGCUGAAGAGCCUCCUGCAGAGGAACCUGACCCCCCAUGGGCUGCAGGACAUGUUUGCGCAUUUAGGCCCCUGGAUCAAGUCGAGCAAGGACCACGAGCGGCAGCGGGCGGUGGAGGUCAGCGCCGCCUUGUUGGACUUCUACCUGAGCAAACUCAACGUCAGUACCGUGAUCCCCUUCUACAACCUCAGCGUCCUCGUGGCGCUCUUCUCCCCGCGCUGCUCCGACUCAGUGGGCAGUGUCCGCCUGCACGCCGUGGACUGUGUCUACUGCCUGCUCUACAUCCAGCUCUGCUACGAGGGUUUUGCCCGGGAUCACCGGGAUGAGAUGGUGGAGGGGCUGAAAGUGCUGAAGAAAGGCCUGGAGGAGCCUGACUUCACCGUCCUCUUCCACACCUGCAACAACAUGGCCAUGGUGGUCGGGAAGCGCGUCCCUCCGGACCAGCUCAUGAGCCUCCUGCUCGCCCUGUUCGAGGGGCUGGUGGAUCCCGACAGGAAUUGCUCCCGAGCAGCCACCGUCAUGAUCAACUCUCUGCUCAAGGAGCGUGGAGCAGUCCUGCAGGAGAAGGUCCCUGACAUCAUGAGCGUCAUCCACAGCAAGCUGGAGGAGGUGGAUGAGGAGCACAUCCGGAAGGCUGCCCAGCAGACCGUUUACAUCCUGGCUUCCCAGCACAAGAGCGUGGUGGUGUCCAGCCUACUGGGCAGUGCGCUGCCCUUUGACAGCCACACAUGCACCAUGUGGAGGUCUCUGGCCACCGAGCCCACCCUCACCUC